This is a messenger RNA of Pediculus humanus corporis (human body louse), 459 nucleotides long. RefSeq names its product Riboflavin kinase, putative. Gene Ontology annotation, cellular component: mitochondrion. Bases 1 to 459 code for a protein of 152 amino acids. NCBI's taxonomy places the organism in Eukaryota, Metazoa, Arthropoda, Insecta, Psocodea, Pediculidae. Gene Ontology annotation, molecular function: riboflavin kinase activity. The transcript has 2 exons. Gene Ontology annotation, biological process: riboflavin biosynthetic process; FMN biosynthetic process. The record is from RefSeq and is a predicted model, not a curated record.
AUGUCUUAUUCUUGUUUACCGUACUAUGCAAGAGAUGUCGUAAUAAAAGGAUUUGGCAGAGGAUCUAAAGAAUUAGGAGUUCCUACUGCCAAUUUACCUUCGCAAACUGUGAAUAAAUUACCGCCCGAAUUAGAUACAGGUGUUUAUUUUGGUUGGGCAAAAGUUGAAAAUAGUCCAGUGUAUAAAAUGGUUAUGAGCAUAGGUUGGAAUCCAUUUUAUAAAAAUAAAGAAAAAUCAAUGGAAAUUCAUAUAUUGCAUUUAUUCGAAAAUGAUUUUUACGGUUGUAUGUUAAGUGUUGCAAUUGUCGGUUUUAUAAGACCCGAAAUGGAUUUUGAUAAUGUUGAAAGCCUUAUAGAAACCAUAAGAAAUGAUAUAGAAAUAGCUGAGAAAGAGUUAGAUAAACCAAAUUUUAUCCAAUAUAAAAAUAAUCCAUUUUUUCUUUCAGACAAUGUCAUGUAA